Messenger RNA from Chenopodium quinoa (quinoa), 1050 nucleotides. RefSeq lists its product as uncharacterized. The transcript is spliced from 3 exons. NCBI's taxonomy places the organism in Eukaryota, Viridiplantae, Streptophyta, Magnoliopsida, Caryophyllales, Amaranthaceae. The record is from RefSeq and is a predicted model, not a curated record. The coding region runs from base 1 to 1050 and encodes 349 amino acids.
AUGAAAGAUCAUUCAAGCCCUUCUUCAUUGCCUUCCCAAGGUCUUGAUCCCAAGAAACACGUGAAUGUUAUUGUUACAAGGAGUGGUAAGGUUCUUGAGGAGAGAUUGCCUAGGAAGAGUGAAGAUAAGGAGAUUCCUAAGGAAGCCUUGGUUGAGAAUGAGGGGGAUAGGGCAUCAUUAGAUGAGGUUGUGGUUGAGAAACCUAGAGAGGUGAGAGUAGAGAAAAAAAUUUUGAAACCCAAGCUCCCUUACCCACAAAAAUUCAUGAGACACAAAUUGGAUGAACAAUUUGGGAGAUUCAUUGAUAUGCUAAAACAACUUCAUCUUUCUCUACCUUUUACCAAAGUUAUCAACCAAAUGCCAAAUUAUGCCAAAUUCCUCAAGGAAAUUUUGAGUGGGAAAAGAACUUGUGAGGUUGUGGAGACUACCAAUUUGACCGAAAGUUGUAGUGCUAUCAUCAUGAACAAAAUGCCACCCAAAUUGAAAGACCCCGGAAACUUCUCCAUCCCUUGUGCCAUUAACAAGAUGCAAAUUGAUAAUGCCUUAUGUGACUUGGGAGCUAGUGUGAGCAUAAUGCCAUAUUCGGUUUAUCAAAGACUUGAACUAAGGGAACUCUUACCUUCUAACAUUACCUUGCAAUUAGCCGAUAGGUCAAUCAAGUUUCCAAAAGGUAGACCCUUUCUUGCUACCUUGGAUGCUAUGAUUGAUGUGAGGAGUGCGAAGAUUUCCCUUAAGGUAGGAGAUCAGGAUAAAGUAGGUACACCAUGCAAGGAAAUGGCAUUCUGUGAGGAAUUGCUUAAUGGAAGCAUGGAGGAAGUGUAUGAGCAAAUGUGCUUUAAAAUCUCAAGCCAAGAAGCUUUGCAAGCGGCCACAUCAAAGGAAGGUAAUGGUGUGCCUAUGGUAGAGCUCAAACCUCUACCAUCACACUUUAGGUAUGAGUUCUUGGGCCCUCAUUCCACUUACCCCGUGAAAGUUAGUGCAUCCUUGAGUGUGAGCCAAGCUCAAGCGUUAUGUGGUGUUUUGAGAAAGCACCAAGGUGCUUUGGGGUAG